AUGUCCUACUCACAGAGUAGCACAGGAUCAGCAAACGGUUUGGCUUACAAAAUUCUUCACAAUUCACAAUCUCUCUCGUCCACCCCUCGAGCAACUCCGCCGCCGCCGAAAGGAUCGCAGAUGUCCUCCUUUGGGGUCCCCAACGGCGCCGCUCGUGGCAGCUUCAACGGCACUUAUGAUGGUGGAAAUGAUUAUGGGUCGAUGAUGUCUUACCAGGAGGACUUGAAGCCGCAGAUCUACCGCGCGGUCUACUCCAAUGUCUCCGUUUACGAAAUGGAGGUCAAUGGGGUCGCAGUUAUGAAACGUCGAUCCGAUUCCUGGUUGAACGCAACUCAAAUUCUAAAGGUGGCCGGUGUCGUCAAGGCUCGACGCACGAAGACUCUGGAGAAGGAAAUCGCUGCCGGAGAGCAUGAGAAGGUCCAAGGUGGUUACGGAAAGUACCAAGGUACCUGGGUCAACUACCAGCGAGGUGUUGAUCUGUGCCGCGAGUACCAUGUGGAGGAAUUGCUGCGACCAUUGCUGGAAUACGAUAUGAGCCCCGAUGGCUCCGGCGGUCCCUCCCAGAGCUCCCUCGAUACCCCUACGAAAGAGCAGGCUAUGGCCGCUCAGCGCAAGCGUCUCUACAGUGGCGCAGAGAAUCGAAGCAUGUCGCAGCCCCAGCAAGGAACCUUUUUCCAGAAUAUCUCCCGCACGGCAGCAACUGCAGUCAAUGCCAUCAGCAAGGCCCGCUUCGAUUCGCCGAGUGGGAACAGCCGCCGACCAAGCGUCAUUCGCAAGCCAUCACAGCAGAUGAGCAGCCAAGAGUCACAAAUGGCGUUUAGCAGCCAGCAGAGCAUGUACAACAUGUCCGACAGCGGAUUCAGCAGUCUACAGAAUCGCUUCCAGCCACAUGAUGACCACGAGGAAUUUGUGGAACCCCCACGCAAGCGUGUUCGCUCUUCAUCGCACCAUGGACCGCCAAUCGGGUUGCACAGAGAACCAUCCAAUCUCUCCAUGCAUGAACCUACCCCCACCGAACCUAAUGAUUCCUUCUAUCAAGACCUCGAUCUUCCGCCGCCGCCAAUGGAUGAUGGACAGAAGCGUGGUGCUGAGGCUAUUCCUCCCGCUUCAGAUCCCGAGGGCUUCCAAAAGCAGAAGCUCAUCAUGACCUUGUUCCUUGAUAAACGCAUCAAGGACUUUUCUAACCACCCUGCUCUCAUGCAGUUGACGGGCGAAGAUCUUGAGAUUCCUCUUGAUGAGUACCGAAACAAUGCCCUCCAUUGGGCUGCGAUGCUGGCACGUAUGCCGCUAGUUCAUGCUCUAGUAGCGAAAGGUGCGAGCAUCGCGCGGGUUAACGCCGCGGGCGAGACUGCUCUGCAAAAGGCGGUAGGAACCCGCAACAAUCUUGAUUACCGAAGUUUCCCUCGUCUACUUCAGGCCCUAGCUCCGACUAUUGAUAUGGUCGACUACAGUGGGCGGACUAUUCUGCACCACAUCGCUGUCAUGGCAGCCACCGGUGGCGGUGGACACGUCUCCGCAAAGCAUUAUCUUGAAUCUCUGUUAGAGUUCAUAGUUCGACAUGGUGGGAUUUCUAGCACCAAUGGCGAUCACACGCAGAAUGGGUCACAAGGCAGUGAGGUCAUCUCGCUAGGCCGAUUCAUCUCGGAGAUCGUAAAUUUACGCGACGAGCAAGGUGAUACUGCUCUGAACCUUGCUGGACGUGCACGAUCAGUGCUCGUUCCUCAGUUACUGGAAGUGGGCGCAGAUCCUCACAUUCCAAAUCACACGGGACUUCGGCCUGCUGACUACGGUGUUGGUGUUGAUAUGGUCGAUGGCAAUGGCCAAUCGCAGCAAGCUGGUGGUCGUAACGACACUUUUAUUGACCAGCUUGCAAAGUCAAAGAAGGAGAUUCUCGAUGCCGCCUUGUCGCAAAUUAAUACCAUGGUCGAAGAGGCUCUCGGCGGUAUUGACCGAGACCUAGCGGCCAGCAUCACCCAGAAGCAAGAAAAGUUUGACCACUGGCACACCAAAAUCCGCGCGGCUGCCAAAGCCCGCCAGAUUGAACAAAAGCAGCUGGAUUCGUUGAAGCAAAAGGGUUCAGAGCGAGUUGAGACCGAUCGGCGUAUCAAGAACCUGGAGCGGUCUUCCGAGGACUUACUGAGCACAUUGAAGGGCACGCCAGGAAUUGACCUCUCUCGGGUUGCCGUAAUUGGUGAUGCCGAUAAGAGCUCUGGAGUGGAUCCUGUCACGUUUGACGCCUUGUUCGGGGAGACGUUUGAUCCGUCCGCUGGGUUUUCUGCUCAGCAAGUGGCUUUCUUGGCUACUAUUCCUUCGCCAGAUGUGCUGAGACAUCGCACGCAAUGCUAUCAAGACUGGAACGCUGGUAUCAUGACCGAAGUUGAGGAUCUAAAGGCCAAGAAUGUAGUUCUCGGACAGAACUACCGUCGCAUGGUGAUGGCAUGCACGGGCUGGUCAGCCGAAGAAGUGGACGAUGCAGCCGAAGGUCUGACAGAGUGUGUCAUCGACCUGAACGAAAAUCCCGUUCCUGAGGAAGAGGCUAUCGAGAUUCUCAUGCGGGAUCGUGGACAGGACUGGUAG
Messenger RNA from Penicillium cataractarum, 2577 nucleotides. Its product is annotated as putative APSES transcription factor (MbpA). The record is from RefSeq and is a predicted model, not a curated record. The coding region runs from base 1 to 2577 and encodes 858 amino acids. NCBI's taxonomy places the organism in Eukaryota, Fungi, Ascomycota, Eurotiomycetes, Eurotiales, Aspergillaceae. Gene Ontology annotation, cellular component: SBF transcription complex; MBF transcription complex. The transcript is spliced from 3 exons. Gene Ontology annotation, molecular function: transcription coactivator activity; DNA binding; protein binding.